AUGGGCUGCGCGGCUCUCGGGCGGCUCCAGCUGCUGUUCCAGCUGCUCGCCGGGCUCAGCCUCCGCCCGCCGGCCGCUGGGCUGCUCGUGACCGACUACUUCACCCGGACGCCCCGCAAGCUGAAUGCCUUCCGCUCCUUCACCAGCCUGGAGCUCUUCCAUUUCCGCAUCCCGGAGGACACGGCGGCGGCCGUCUGGAAUCUGGUCACCUUCAAAGAGCAGGGCGGCAGCCUGGGGGACCGAUGCCCGGACCGGAGCAUCACCGUGUAUUUCCGCUCAGGAGCGCCACCAGUCAUUAACCCGCUGGGCAUGCACUUCCCCAGGGACACAGCUGUGCCCGGCUCCUUUGCCCUCACGCUCACCUGGACGCUGCCCAACCGCACCACAGGGGUCUUCAACAUCACCAGCCCCCUGCCCGGGGACUGGUUCCUGGCUGCCCACCUGCCCAAAGAGCAGGGCAAGAUCUCUGUCAAGGGACUUGCAGAGGACUGCCAGUAUCUCUUCCAGCCGCAGCUCAUCGUCCAGCGCCUGGUGGGAAUUGGGGUGCUGCACCCAGGCUAUGAGACGGACCACGUCCUCCCACCCCACAACAGGUCCCUGCUCUACAAGGUCUUCGUGCCUAGCUACACCUCCAGGGUGCUCGUGCAGUUGCGCAACUGCCACAGGGGCAACCAGAGUGCGCCCGGCUGCCCGCUGGGGCUGAGAGUGCGUGGCAAGGCCCCCCCUCUGCACAACUCCACAGCCGUGGACUGCCGAGAGCAGCUGCCCUGCCGCCUCGUGCUGGAGCGCCCCUUCUGGCAAAACUGGUACUUCGUCCUGGUGGAGAAGCUUCUGCCGCUGCCUGACCGGAUCAGCUUCCAGCUGGGGGUGCAGUUGAAGGACUGCUCCCGGAUUGGCCUGGGGGAAGCCCAGCUACCUGCCUCCCACCUGAACAUGCCUCACUCCUUCGGCUCCCCAGGAGGGCUGGCCCUGGCAGACCUCCUCUCCCCCUCCCUCCCCAGCGGUUUCCAGCCCCCGGCCACCCCCACGUCCCCCAGGCCUCCCAGAGGAGGGGAGCACUGCUGGCCCACCCGGCCCACUCUGCGCAACGAGCUGGACACCUUCUCGGUGCACUUCUACAUCUUCUUUGGGCCCAACGUCUCGGUGCCCCCUGACCGGCCAGCCGUCUUUGCCAUCAACCUCCUGCCCGUGCUGGACAGCGGAGGGAUCCUCAACCUGGAGCUGAAGCUGAACGUGUCCUCUCUGCGUGGGGAGAACGCCUCCAUCUUUGCCUGUUUGAACCACGAGGUGCCUUUGGCCUCAGAAGGGGACUCCUCGAUCACCUGCCAGACAGAGCUGCUGGCUGGGUUCCUGCUGUCCAUCAACGCCGCCUCCCCCUUCGCCCGAGUGCGGAUUCCCUACCCGCAGACGGGGAGCUGGUACCUGAGUCUGCGCUCGCUCUGCACCAUGGACCGAAGGCCCUCGUCCUGUGGGAACGUGACUGCCGAGGUGUACCUGCGCGCCUUCCUCUCCCCCUGCAUCAAUGACUGCGGCCCCUACGGCCAGUGCAAGCUUCUGCGCUCCAACAACUACCUAUACGCGGCCUGUGAGUGCAAAGCAGGCUGGAGCGGCUGGGGCUGCACCGACAAUGCAGCCGCCUUCUCCUACGGCUUCCAGCUGCUCUCCACCCUCCUCCUGUGCCUGAGCAACCUCAUGUUCGUCCCGCCAGUGGCCAUUGCGGUGCGGACCGGCUACCUGCUGGAGGCAGCCGUCUACAUCUUCACCAUGUUCUUCUCCACGUUCUACCACGCGUGUGACCAGCCGGGCAUCGUGGUUUUCUGCAUCAUGGACUACGACGUGCUGCAGUUCUGCGACUUCUUGGGCUCCCUCAUGUCUGUCUGGGUCACCGUCAUCGCCAUGGCCUGCCUACAGCCCGUCAUCAAACAGGUGCUGUACCUGCUGGGAGCCAUGCUGCUCUCCAUGGCCCUGCAGCUGGACCGGCACGGCCUCUGGAACCUGCUGGGGCCCAGCCUCUUUGCCGUGGGCGUCAUGGCCGCUGCUUGGACGGUGCGCAGCAUCCGCCGGCGGCAUUGCUACCCGCCCACCUGGCAGCGCUGGACCUUCUGCCUCCUGCCUGGGGCCCUGAUCGCCGCCUCGGCCGUGCUGCUCUACGCAUUUGUGGAGACGGAGGAGAACUACUUCUACAUCCACAGCAUCUGGCACAUGCUGAUUGCUGGCAGCGUGGGCUUCUUGCUGCCACCCCAGCCCAAGGCAGAGGCGUCCGGGCUGGCGGGGCCCCUGCCUCGCCGGAAGGGCUGCGGCUACCAGCUGUGCAUCAAUGAGCAGGAGGAGUUGGGCCUGGUGGAUCCCGGCACGGCUGGCCCUGGCGUCUCCAUCACCAGCGUCUGCACCAGCUGAU
This is a messenger RNA of Pseudonaja textilis, 2398 nucleotides long. RefSeq names its product transmembrane protein 8B (gene TMEM8B). Gene Ontology annotation, cellular component: membrane. The record is from RefSeq and is a predicted model, not a curated record. Lineage: Eukaryota; Metazoa; Chordata; Lepidosauria; Squamata; Elapidae.